AUCAAAAAGCCAAAACCCAAAUACCACUCUCACCUACACACACCAUAACCAGCUUUUUUUUUUUAAUCCCAAAAUUACCAAACCAGAUUAAAAUUUCUCAGUAAAAUUCCUACAAAUUCAUUUUCCUCUUACUUAUGUCAGAAGUUUCUUCAACUCGUUCCAAUCGCUCACUCUCACUGUGAGUCAACUCGCUCGCUUAUGAUUGUGUACUUGUGAGGUGCAUGUGGUUGAUAUUCAAUGGAAACAGUGAUUGGAGUUGAGGAUUAUGAUGAUGGGAAGCUUGAGGACAGUGGGGUUGAUAGAAGCAGUUCUGCUUUGUCUUCUCCCAAACAGAUUUCUAACCCGGUUGUUUAUAAACUUGUUCGGGUUGAAGGUGACGGGAGGUUAGUGCCUGCAACAGAUGAUGAAGUAAUGGAGGUGGAGGAUUUUCUUGAAUAUGAAAAUAGUGAAAUGCGUGUUGUUGCAGACACUGGACAGAGUUUGGAAUGCAUAUCAAUCGAAAGAUCAUCUUCUGGGAAGCUUCGAUUGGAGUGCUCAGAAGGUGUUUCACAAUUAGGCACAUCAGAGGCAGAUUUGGGGAAGCUAAAUGCAAAGUUUCAGUAUAUUGAACAGAUGCUGCAAAAGGUUAAACAGGAAGAGAAACUUCGCUUGUCGUCUCGAUCACCCAUUCGUUCUCAUGUACAAAUAGAUAGCCAGUGUUCUGCUGAUAAAUUUCCUGUUAUAAAUGAGAAGGACCAAGAAGCACCUUCUAUAGCAUCGAGUUUAAAUUAUUGUCAUAGUAACCAAUCUGGGAGUAUUGAUCAGUGUUCCAGACCUUCAGAAGGAGUGAUAGAAAGUGGAUCAUCUGCUUCUGCUGUCUAUUCCCCUUUGAAACCUGAUUUUUCCAUGACCGAUGGAGAAAUAUGUUUAGACAAGCUGUCGAUCAAAGAACUUCAUGAACUGUUUAAAGUCACUUUUGGUCGGGAAACUACUGUGAAAGACAAACAGUGGUUGAAGAGGAGGAUUGCUAUGAGUUUAACAAACUCUUGUGAUGUUUCAGCAACAACAUUCACUAUUAAAGAUAACAAAAUAACUAGAAAACGUGAAGAAGAAUGUUCUGCAAAUGUGAAUGCUGCAGCUGUAAUCUCUGCGGAAAAUAUGGCCGAAGAAGGGGAUGUCAAGUAUGCGGAUUCAUAUGCAGUGGAGGGUUAUGAAGUUGAUGAUAACCAAGUUGCUUCUGAAACAAGACUGGAAAAUCGUAAUACAGAACAUGAAUUAGAAGAUGAGGAUCAGCAGAGAGAACAAAGAGCUGCAAAAAGAAUGCGUAAGCCCACUAAGCGAUAUAUUGAAGAGCUCUCUGAAAAUGAAUCUAGAGAGUACAAUCCUAGGCCUUCAAGCUCUAAUAGAAAUAUGGGACACAGACAUGUUUCUCCAACUCCUUACACCAGGCCCGCUAGGAAUGCUUUUCCGGAGGUAAGAACAUUUGUCACCAGGUUAGACUCUCUUGGAGGUUCUGGUGUACAAAUUCCAUGUGUUUCUCGGGUCCGAAGAAGCCGUCCAAGGAAAAAUAUCACGUCUCUUAUGAAAUUCCAUCCAACUGGCAUGGUUGAAGCUGCAAAACUAAGCAAUAAUACCAUCAGCGAUCAUGGUUCUGACACUGAUAGUGAGGUUCAGGAGAAAGUCUCAAAGCCAAGUUCCAUGCCUGUGAAGAUUCAACAGCCGUCUACUUCUGAAUCUGGAAAAGAGAAGCAGUGUCCGGUAAUUGGCACAGCUGAACCAAGGCAAGAAUUGAGACCAAAAAAGAUCGAUCCACCUAAUCAUACUGCAGAGAAUAACAUGGUAACUGUUCCCACUGCUAAAGGUGGAAUGAGGAGGAAACAUCAUCGAGCAUGGACCCUUGCUGAGGUAACGAAAUUGAUUGAAGGUGUGUCGCGUUGUGGACCAGGGAGGUGGUCUGAGAUCAAACGGCAAUCCUUUUCCUCGUACUCACAUCGUACCUCUGUUGAUCUCAAGGACAAGUGGAGGAAUUUGCUCAAAGCUAGCUUUGCACAUACACCUGCAGAUGAGGGGAUGAAUUCACGAAAGCAUGGUACGGCUCCGAUUCCCGAGCAUAUUUUAGUUCGUGUAAGAGAUCUUGCAGUGAUGAAUUCUCAGGUUCCUCCACAUUUCAGCUCAAGCAAGUUAACAACCGGUGCAGCUAGUGUGCAUGGAGGAGAUAGAUUGGGGUACUUGUAGUGUUGUAAAUAUUAUUAUCAAAUUAUCAGGCUUCAAAAAUGAAAUAAAAAUUAAGUUUGGCACUUCUUUAAACCACUCCUUUUUGGACGUACAAUGAGUGUAGCAAUGUUGUAGGCGGUUGAGAGACUAAUCAGAUGUUUAAUACACUGAAAAAAUGUUUAAUUCUUGUCGGUUAUUUAUGGCUGUUUUGAAUGCUAUAAAUUGUCAUAAAAUCAGCUUGGAUAAACAAAUUAUUAGUGUGUAUGGUGAGACAAUUGGCUACUGUUGUCCCAUUUUUGCUGUCAAA
Vicia villosa (hairy vetch) is the source of this 2500-nucleotide messenger RNA. RefSeq lists its product as uncharacterized. Lineage: Eukaryota; Viridiplantae; Streptophyta; Magnoliopsida; Fabales; Fabaceae. Bases 238 to 2214 code for a protein of 658 amino acids. The record is from RefSeq and is a predicted model, not a curated record. The transcript is spliced from 9 exons.